AUGGCGCUUACCUUCUUCACCGAGCCUUUCUACUCCCUCUCCGACUUCGACCGUCUCUUCGAUGAGGCGUUCAACGCCCGCGCGUUCUCACCAUCGCUCACACAGCGCGGCCAGAACGAGAACUCUGUGUCCAGGCCCCUCCGACCUAGGAUGGACCUGCACGAGGACAAGGAGAAGAACCUCGUGACAGCUACCUUCGAGCUUCCCGGCCUCACCAAGGAGAACGUCAGCAUCGACGUCCGGGAUAGCGUUCUCAACGUCUCCGGAGAGUCGAUCAUCUCCAGCGAGCACGACGAGCAGGGUUACGCUGUCCGCGAGCGGCGGUUCGGCAAGUUCUCCAGAUCGUUGCCAUUACCCCAGGGUAUCAAGCCCGAGGAGAUCAAGGCGACGAUGGAGAACGGUGUUCUGACGGUGACGUUCCCGCGGACGACACCUGAGCAGGCCCCGAAGAAGAUCACGAUCGCUUGA
This is a messenger RNA of Dichomitus squalens LYAD-421 SS1, 468 nucleotides long. Its product is annotated as small heat shock protein. Gene Ontology annotation, biological process: response to heat; response to salt stress; protein folding. NCBI's taxonomy places the organism in Eukaryota, Fungi, Basidiomycota, Agaricomycetes, Polyporales, Polyporaceae. The transcript is spliced from 3 exons. Bases 1 to 468 code for a protein of 155 amino acids. The record is from RefSeq and is a predicted model, not a curated record.